CCAUAGGCCCAGAGCCUCUCCACGGACACCAUGGCGUGCAGACCAGCCCUGGCGUGGCCUGGCAGCCUGGGGCUCUUUUUCCUGCUGUCCGUCUCCUACUGCCAGCAGGUGUUCCUGGGCCAGCAGCAGGCCCUGUCCCUGCUCCAGCGCUCCCGUCGGAGCAACAAGGGCCUCCUGGAGGAGCUGCGGAAAGGCAACCUGGAGCGGGAGUGCCUGGAGGAGGUCUGCAGUUACGAAGAGGCCUACGAGGCCCUGGAGUCCCGGGACAAGACGGAUGAGUUUUGGGUCAAGUACAAAGCUUGCACCGUCACGAAGCAACCCAGAGAGAACCGGGACAUCUGCCUGAUAGGGGAGUGUGCCGAGGGCGUGGGACUGAACUACCGCGGUCAAGUGAAUAUCACCAAGUCAGGGAUCGAGUGCCAGCUGUGGAGAAGCCGCUACCCUCACCUCCACCAGAUGAACGCCACCUCCCACCCGGGAGCCGACCUGCGAGAGAAUUUCUGCCGGAACCCCGACGGCGACGCCGACGGGCCUUGGUGCUUCACUACUGACCCCACCGUGCGGCGCGAGGGGUGCCUCGUUCCCGUCUGCGGUCAGACUGAGGUGCCGGUGACGCCGACCCUCCGCCCCCGGGGCUCCAAGCUGGAGAAGCCGAAGGGGGCUUGCCUCCCCGAGGACGGCCGGCUCUACAGGGGCGCCCAGGCCACCACCCUGUCCGGGGCUCCCUGCCUGCCCUGGGCCUCCGAGCCUCUCCAGAACCUGCCCCGCAGUCGGGACUUCGACCCUGCCGUGCCCUUGGUGGAAAACCAUUGCCGGAACCCCGACGGCGACAGCGAGGGCAUCUGGUGCUACGUGGACGGACCCCCCGGGAGCUACGAGUACUGCCCGGCCGUCUACUGCGACAGCGUGAUCGACGAGGAGAAUUUGGAGUCGGUGCCGGAGGCUAUCGGGGGGCGUACGACCGCGGAGGACUACCAGGUUUUCUUCAACGAGAAGACCUUCGGGAAGGGGGAGGCAGAUUGCGGGCUGCGCCCGCUGUUCGAGAAGAAGUCUCAGUCGGAUAAGAGCGAGGCGGAGCUGCUGGAGUCCUACAUUGGCGGGCGCAUCAUCCACGGGGACGACGCGGAGCUGGGCAGCGCCCCUUGGCAGGUGAUGAUUUUCCGCAAGAGCCCCCAGGAGCUGCUGUGCGGAGCCAGUCUCCUCAGCGACCGGUGGAUCCUCACCGCCGCCCACUGCCUCCUCUACCCUCCGUGGGACAAGAACUUCACGGUGGACGACUUGCUGGUGCGCAUCGGCAAGCACCAGCGCACCAAGUACGAGCGGAACAUGGAGAAGAUCUCCGGGCUGGAGCUUAUCAUCAUCCACCCGAAGUACAACUGGAAGGAAAAUCUGGACAGAGACAUCGCGCUCCUCAAGCUGAAGAGGCCGGUCCCCCUAAGCGACUACAUCCACCCCGUGUGCCUGCCCACUAAGGACGUGGCGCAGAAGUUGAUGCUGUCUGGCUACAAAGGACGAGUGACCGGCUGGGGCAACCUGAAAGAGACGUGGACCACCACCAGAAACCUCCCCUCCGUCCUGCAGGAGAUCAACCUACCCCUUGUGGAGCAUGACGUCUGCCGGGCCUCUACCCGCAUCAAAGUCACCGACAACAUGUUCUGCGCAGGGUACAAGCCUGAAGAGGAGAAGCGAGGCGAUGCCUGCGAAGGAGACAGCGGGGGGCCCUUUGUCAUGAAAAACCCCUUCGACAACCGCUGGUACCAAAUCGGGAUCGUCUCCUGGGGCGAGGGCUGCGACCGGGACGGGAAGUUCGGCUUCUACACCCACGUGUUCCGGCUGAAGAAGUGGUUGCAGAAAGCCGUCGACCGAUUCGGGGGCUAGGGGCGGCUGCCCCCGAGGCCGGGGAGCGGAGACGGACGGGCUUUCUGACCAGAAGAGACACAAGGGAGGUUGCCACUUUUCCUGUCUCCUCCCUGCGUUUGCCAAUAAAUGUUUCCCCUAGUAGA
Molecule: messenger RNA, 2003 nt
Organism: Tachyglossus aculeatus (Australian echidna)
Lineage: Eukaryota; Metazoa; Chordata; Mammalia; Monotremata; Tachyglossidae
Gene: F2
Product: coagulation factor II, thrombin
Exons: 14
Coding region: 31-1878 (615 amino acids)
Biological process (GO): proteolysis; positive regulation of blood coagulation; blood coagulation
Cellular component (GO): extracellular region
Molecular function (GO): serine-type endopeptidase activity; calcium ion binding
Source: RefSeq, a predicted model, not a curated record